Molecule: messenger RNA, 1338 nt
Organism: Phytophthora sojae
Lineage: Eukaryota; Oomycota; Peronosporomycetes; Peronosporales; Peronosporaceae
Exons: 1
Coding region: 1-1338 (445 amino acids)
Source: RefSeq, a predicted model, not a curated record
AUGGCCGCUGCCAAUACCUUCAGCGUCAUGUGCUACAACGUGGCUGGCUUGCCGGCACUUAUUUCAAGCGGCGACCCCAACUCCUACAGCGUGGACAUGGGCAAACGUAUCAGCGACUGGGACAUCGUCAACGUGCAGGAAGAUUUCAACUACCACGCCAAGCUCUACUCGGAGAACAAGCACGAGUACCGUACCCCUACAAGUGGCGGCGUGCCGAUCGGCAGCGGCCUCAACACGCUCUCGCAUUUCGCCUUCACGAACGUCACAGAUCUCGAGCGUGUCACCUGGGAGGAUUGCAGCAAUUACGACAAUGCCGACUGCAUGACGCCCAAGGGCUUCACGUUGGUCGAGGUUCAGCUGGCUGACGGAGUCACCAUCGACAUCUACAACCUGCACACAGACGCCGGAGUGACCGCCGCAGACCAAAAAGCGCGCGCUUCGAACUUGCAACAGCUGAGCGACUUCAUGGACGAGAACUCGGCCGGUAACGCGGUGGUUGUCAUGGGCGACACCAACACCCGCUACACCCGCGAGUUGGACACAAUCCGCGAAUUUAUCGAGGGCCAGAAGCUCACGGACGGCUGGGUCGAGAGCAUUCGCAACGGGAAGCCUCCCAAGAAGGGUGCGGAGGCGCUCAAGUGCGAGACGGAGAACAUAACGAACGAGUGUGAGGUCGUGGACAAGAUCAUGUUCCGCGGCAACAACUACAUCAGGCUGACGCUGGACAAGUGGAACAACGAGAACGAGGCGUUCAUGGGCAAGAACGGCGCCCCGCUGUCGGACCACCCGCCAAUUUCGUCCACCUUCUCAUGGACAUUGAACCCCGACAUCUACCUCAGUAGCGCAGUGGGCGGUCCCCACGGCACUCGCUUCUCGGACGUCGGAUUGGCUGCGGCUGACCAGACUGUGAGCUCGAUCUCGAUCCGUGCGGGUGACCGCGUUGACGCUGUGAAAUUGGAGGUGUCAGAGCCAACGGAGAGUACCCUCUCUCACGGUGGCACUGGCGGGUCUCUCAGCAGACUGCGCCUCGCGUCUGGCGAGUACAUUACGUCCAUGGAGGCUCACUGGGGUAAGAAGCAUGACAGGACUCGUAUCUUCUACCUCAAGUUCGGAACGAGCGAAGGCCGGUCGGUGGUCGGAGGAACCCCCACGGGCUCCAAAGCCACGAUGACAGCACCGGAGGGAUUCCAGCUGAGCGGCUUCCACGGCCGUGCUGGUGAUAACAUCGAUGCGCUGGGUGCGAUCUUCACACGGGUGGGGGGCACGACUCAGCAACAGCAGCACUCAGGUAAACGUGGCAGAUCAAAGAAAACGAACCAUUACCGUAGCACUGACUAA